This is a messenger RNA of Brugia pahangi, 4326 nucleotides long. The record is from the annotation of a GenBank genome assembly. Lineage: Eukaryota; Metazoa; Nematoda; Chromadorea; Rhabditida; Onchocercidae.
AUGACAAGCCUCUCAGUGCGAAACGUUACAUGCGAUUAUUAUUUGGAAAAACCAAAUGGUUUUAACAAAAUUCAUCUUCGUACCAAUGUUAAAGUACCAAUCAUACGAAUGUUUGGUAUCUUACAGACGGGUCAAAAAUGUUGUGUACAUGUUCAUGGUGUAUUUCCAUAUAUAGUAAUCCAAACUGCUGUACAAUUUACACCUGAAUUUGCUUCAUUGUUGCGAAACAGAAUUAGUUCAAUCGUUUCGGAUUACAAUCCACGGCUUAAAUUCAAUGUUAAUUUUGCAAUACAUGAGAUCAAGUCAAUAACUGCUAGAUCACUGUAUGGUUAUCACAAAAACAACGAAAAUUUUGUACAGAUUCUUUGCUAUAAUCCACUUCAACUUAGAAUUAUAGCAGAUGCUCUACAAAAAGAAGCAAGAAAAAAUUCAAUAUUUCAAGUGUAUGAGGCGCAUAUACCUUAUAUUCUACAGUUUUUCAUAGAUCAUUCCAUAUUUGGCAUGGAUAUGGUCAAUUUCAGUUCAGUUAAAUUCCGUGUAUCUCCGCAGCGGAAUUUUAACGACUUUUAUUAUCAAGAUCUGAAAGUCGAGAACAUCGUUAAAAACAUUGAACUUGUGUCGCCACUGUUACCUUCAACUACUACAGCUGUAGAAUGUGAUGUUUUUGCUGCAGAUAUCACUAAUGCUUCCUUCUAUUCUGCUUCAAAAAUAUCUAACAACCCAGGAUUGAAUUAUAUAUGGCAAGAUGAGCAGCGGCGUUGUAAAAAGAAGGGUGAAGAAUUAAUUAGCGAAUCAUCACAAGAAGAACGACUAUCAUCGAACACCGAAAAAGAAACGGAUUAUUUGAGCCGCUUGCAUACUUUCUUCAACGGAAAUGCUUCUACUUUUUCCUUUAGCGCCACACAAAGCGUUGCUUUUCGUAUUCCAAAAGAUAUUAGAAAAAUUGAAACAAAUGAUCCAGUUGUACAUGACUUUGAAGUAACAGGAACAAAUAUGUUUGACGAAGAACUAUUUCUGGAUGAUGAGGAUGAAAUGAAAGAAUUAAUGGAAGAUAAUGAACAGGAGUUUCAAGAGGAGAUCGAUUUGAGAGAAGAAGUUGGAGCAAUUUGUGAGACAGUAAGGUCUACUGAUGUUAAAGAACUUCGAUCUAGAUUACAGCAGUUGGAUCCAGAUUUUCUUGAAGGCAUUUCUGAUGAAAGCGAUGAUGACGAUAAUGAUAUCGAGGAUGAGAUGACUUCGGAUACAUCUGGUAUCGAAAAUAUGCUUCAAAUUGGAAAAUCUCCCGACAAAAGUAGUCAGCAGUCAAAUAAUAGCAACGAUUUGUUUGAAAGUCAACCGAAAAAUAUCAGAACCGCAAUUGCUUCAUCGAUUGGUUCGGACCACUUAGAUAGAAGUUUGCGAGAUUCCGGUGCAUCAUCCCAAUAUUCACUUUUUUCACUUUCAUCGAAAGCCUCUUCACAAAUAUCUGCUUCAAAUGAAACCUCUACUAGCUGCGGAAGAAAUCAGCUUUCUGAACAAGACGAUGAUUGGGUUGAAAAUAAGGAGGUAAUCAACUGUGCACAAUGUUAUGAAGUGGAUAUUGAGAGUGCCUGGAUUCCGAAAGGCCAACAAAAUAGUUUAAAGGUAGAAUGUGCAAAAAGUGAACAAUGGUUACGCCCUUCUAAGCGCUUAUCUCUACGAAAAAAGACCAAUCAAAUAUGCGAUACUGAACAACUCUACACUACAGAAUAUGGUGAACCUAUUGGAAAUGGGUGUGAACUGAAAAAUGAAACAAUAGUUGACCAGUUUUCCACAGAAUCGUUCACUGAAAAACCCAGUUUUAUCAAUUAUAAAAAUACAAAAGAAAAGCUGGAAGAAACUUUAAUUGAGUCUUCGGUAACUCCGUGGAUCAGUGAAGUAGAACAAACAGAUAUUCAUCAUUUAUGCGUAAUGUCUAUGGAGAUUCUUACACUAUCAUCUCGUGGAAUGCCGGUACCUGAUCCACAGCAUGAUAAGAUUUUGGGAAUAUUUUAUACAAUUUCAAUGGAUGUUUGUAUGCAUGAAGAAAUAAAUAAUGUGAGCGGUGUUUUGUUGAAUAUGGAUGAUGUGUUGCUAGCUGAUAUGGUUGGCAAAAAUGAGUUUUAUACUUUUGUUGCUUCUGAAAUUGAUCUGUUUGAUGCUUUCGUCAAUGUUAUUCACAGGUACGACCCCGAUAUAGUUAUUGGAUACAACACUCAGCGAUAUUCUUGGGGUUAUCUCACUGAAAGAUCUCUUGUCAUUGGGCGAAAUCUUCUAUCGGAAAUUUCACGCGCUCCUAUUGAAAUCAAUGAUUAUUAUCGUCCUGGGUUACAGAAAAAAAACUGGUGGGUGAGAGAAUUAGAUCCAACUCCAAGAGGUAGAAUACUCAUAAAUGUGUGGCGUAUUCUUCGACAUGAAGUUGCACUGAGGAAUUAUACUAUUUCAAAUGUCGUUAAUAGUGUUUUGAAGCGAAGAUUUCCUCAUUACAGCUUCUCAACUCUCUCAGAAUGGAUUUUAUCGGGCGAAAGAGAUUUGAUUGCCCUGGUUCUAAAACAUAUGAAGCUGUAUUGUCAGUUAAAUCUUUUGAUUCUUUUACGAUUGGAUUUUUUCACGAGAACAUCAGAAAUGGCACGUCUUUAUGGCAUACAGUUCAAUGAAGUUUUGACACGUGGUUCGCAAUUUCGUGUUGAAUCAAUGCUUUUACGUCUCGCACGUCGAGAAAGAUAUGUUGCUCCCAGUAUUUCCCCUGUUCAAAGACAAGCAAUGUGCUCACCAGAAACAUUACCAUUAACCAUGGAACCGGAAUCAGGUUUUUAUCGUGAUCCGGUUAUUGUACUGGAUUUUCAGUCGCUUUAUCCAUCCGUUAUUAUCGCUUACAAUUAUUGCUUUACCACAUGCUUUGGAAAAGUAUCGCAUGUUGAAAAUAUUUGUACAGCAGAUAAAAUAAUCGAAUUUGGUGGUUUGGAAUAUAAUUGUCCGAUAGAUGAUAUUGUUUCGAUGCUUACCACCAACAAAUUGCAUGUAUCCCCAACAGGAGCAAUUUUUUGUCGAAAAAAUGUUCAGAAAGGUUUAAUGCCAGUGAUGCUUGAAGAAAUUUUGAAUACGAGAGUGAUGGUGAAAAAAGCAGCAAAGGAAUGCAAAAACGACAGACGACUGGCUCGUAUAUUGGAGGCACGACAAAUGGCGUUGAAAUUGAUUGCAAAUGUAACAUAUGGUUAUUCAGCAGCAAAUUUUAGUGGUCGUAUGCCAUGUGUUGAGGUGGCUGAUGCUAUUGUAGGCAAGGGGCGUGAAACUCUAGAGAGAGCUAUGAAACUGGUUGGCAGUGGAGCUUAUGGAAAUUCACGAGUGAUUUAUGGUGAUACUGAUAGCAUGUUUGUAGUUUGUCCAGGAGCAACCCGAGCUGAAGCCUUCGAUAUUGGCAAAAAGAUUGCUGAUGAUGUGACUAGAGCAAAUCCAAGUCCAAUAAAGCUAAAAUUAGAAAAAAUUAUGCAUCCCCUUAUUUUGGAAUCGAAAAAACGAUACGUAGGAAUGAGCUAUGAAAGUAUUGAUGAUGUGGAAGGUGUCUUCGAUGCAAAAGGUAUUGAAACAGUUCGGAGAGAUACAUGUCCGCUUGUUUCAAAGAUUUUGGAAAAAACUCUGCGUUUGCUUUUCAUUAAUGAUAUGAAUCGAAUGGUACGCUAUUUGGAUAUUCAACUUUCUAAUCUUUCGCAGCUCCCAUUAUCUGAUUUUAUCUUCAGUCGCGAAUAUCGCAAAUCAUACGCAGAAUCUGCGAUUGUGGCAUCAAAAAUGAUAGCCGAGAAAAGGAAAGCCAUAUGUCGACGUUAUGAACCAGAAGUUGGUGAACGAGUCCCAUAUGUAAUCGUUUCCGGUGAACCAAAGAGCACUUUGAUCUCAUGCGUUCGUGAACCUGACGAAUUCAUUUUUGAUCGUCGUUUAAAAAUCAAUUUCGAAUAUUACAUAAGACGUCAACUACUGCCUUCAUUGCAUCGAGCUCUUAACUUCGUCCCGCUAAAAAUCGAAUGGCAUUGUCCUGUAACUGUUGGUUGCUACAAUUGUGGAGCACUUGGUACACGAUUAUGGUGCAAAGAUUGCAUCGUUGAUCCUAAAGCUUUUCUACUUGCUGUAUGUGAUUAUUACUGGGAAAGACGCCUUCUUGCUCAGCUCAAUGAUAAAUGCCGUAAAUGUUUAUUAUUACGAUCAGUCAACAUUGAUUAUAAUAAAUGCAUCAAUAUGGCAUGCAUUAUCAAGCAAAAACGAAUCUUUUUAAAUCGUUCAGUGGCUGAGCUCGCAGUACGAAGUCAUUUUUUAACAGGCGACAAAUCUCUCUAG